AUGGAUGUUAGAACAGUGAUUCUUUUUUACAAUGGAACUUGGGUUGACAGAACAACAUACGUUGAUUAUGAAGUCGAAGGUAUACUAAUUCCAACAGAUUGUUCACAUUAUGAGCUUUCUCACAUAGUAUACGAAGCUUUGAAUUUGGACAGAAACAAAUAUACGAUUGAUCUUCAAUUUCAAGUAACUGAAGGCAUACCACCAAUAAGAAUCAAAGAUGAUAGUGGAUGCAAGUUUUAUGAACAAAUACGAAGGGAAAAUGAUGAUAAGACCAAAUAUUCUAUCUGUGUUAACAUCUCAACAUCCACAACCGACAAUGAACACAAUGAUAGAGUAAACUAUACCUACAAUGGGGAAACUAGUUUACAAACAAGGCAACUGAUACCAAUAAGAACAGAAUAUGCAACAAAGAUGGCAGAUUAUGUGAUUAAACAAACUCAAAAAUCGAUGGAAGAAAGCUCCGAAGCAAAUCAAAUAAUUUCAAAUCCUAAAGUUGCUGAAAUACACAUUGGCCAAGUUUUUGCAAACAAGGAAACCCUCCAACAAGCAGUAAGCCUUCACUCAAUAAGAUACAAUCAACCUUUCAAGGUAAAAAGAUCAUCAAAACUAGACUAUAAACUAGUCUGUAUUGAUGAUAACUGCAACUGGACAUUCUUAGCAUCAAAACAUGGAAAGACUGACAUGUUUAUCAUAAGAAAAAUAGAGCAUACUCAUACAUGUUCAUUGGACAUUACUUCUGGAGACCAUCCUCAAGCUACAAGCAACCUGGUUGGAAAGGUUAUAAAAAAUAAGUUUGUAAACCCAAAAAGAGAUUACACUCCAACAGAAAUUGUGGAUGACAUGGCAGAUGAUUACAGUGUCUCUAUAUCUUACCAAAAAGCAUGGAGAGCUAGAGAAAAGGCAAUUGUGGAUGCUCGUCGCUGCCCACAAGAAUCAUACAGUGAGAUACCAUUAAUUUUAUACAUGAUGCAAAUAUCAAACCCAGGAACAAUUACAGACCUAGUAACAGAUGAAGAUAACAAAUUCAAAUAUCUAUACUUUGCAGUAGGUGCUUCAAUAAAAGGUUGGCAACACUGUACACCAAUAAUAGUCACGGAUGGAACCUUUUUAACAAACCAACAUGGAGGCACUUUGUUGAUAGCAAGUGCACAAAAUGCAAAUAGACAUAUAUUCCCACUUGCAUUUGCAGUAGUAGAUUCCGAAAAUGACAGCUCUUGGGAAUGGUUUCUUCACAAAAUAAAGGAAACUUAUGGCGAAAGAGAAGGUCAAUGCAUCGUAUCAGAUAGACAUGAGAGUAUACUAAAAGCAGUAAAAGAGACCUUUCCAGAUAUAAUGCAUGGGGUAUGUUGUUACCAUUUGAUGAAGAAUAUAAAAAUGAAAUUCAAAAAAGGAGGUGAUGAGCUCAAGAUUGCAUUUAAUAGUGCAUCUAAAGCUUACAACAUAGAAGAUUUUGAAAAGAAGAUGCAAGACUUGGAAAAUAUAGAUGUAAGAAUAAGAGAUUACUUGGUGAAUGAAAUUGGUGUCGAAAAGUGGACAAGACUAUAUGGCAUGAACAGGAGAUACAAAACAAUGACAUCAAAUAUUGCCGAAUCAGUCAAUGCAGCCUUGAAAGCAGCAAGAGGCCUACCCAUCGCAACUCUACUAGAAUGCCUACAUUCAUUGGUGCAAAGAUGGUAUUGGAAAAACAAGAAUAGAGCCCAAAAAACUACAACAACACUGGCAAAAAUACCUGAAAAAACAUUAAAGAAACAAAGAGAUAUGAGUUUAAAGUAUAAGGUUGAAACAGCAAACCUUCUGGUAUACCAAGUACACGACAACACAGAUAUCACAUAG
Messenger RNA from Cannabis sativa, 1833 nucleotides. RefSeq lists its product as uncharacterized. The coding region runs from base 1 to 1833 and encodes 610 amino acids. NCBI's taxonomy places the organism in Eukaryota, Viridiplantae, Streptophyta, Magnoliopsida, Rosales, Cannabaceae. The record is from RefSeq and is a predicted model, not a curated record. The transcript has 3 exons.